AUGAAUGGUGAAACUUUUAAAGAUCGUCAGAAAAGAUUACAAUGUGAAUGUCAACAAAAAUGUCAUCAACAAAAAAGAAACAAAAUUGAUAAUAAUAGCAAUUUGGUGCUUGCUUCUGGUAUAGAACAAGAUAUAGCUGUUCUUUUAAUGAAUACCUUAUCACAGAUUCCAAGAGCACAUAUUUAUUCAUGGAGUUCACACAGUUUAGAUCAUUAUAUGCUAGAAAAAGUUACUCUUCCACCUUUUCAAAAUCUACCAACUUCUCUUAAUAACCUUCUGACUGAGACAAAUCCACGAGCUAAUAUUGAUAAUCAGGUUACAGGAACUAGUGGUGUUUAUACUUUUCGCAUUCAUGGAGAAGUAUAUCACAGAAUAGGUGCCUUUUCUUUUAAUCCUGAAAGCCAGCCUCAAUUUGCUCAGAUAUAUAUCUACGAUACAGAUUAUGAAUUACAAAAUAGGAUAAAUAUAAUGCCUGGUCUUGAUUCUACUAUUCUUGCUGAUCUUCAACAAAUGUUACAUGAUAUUAAUCCAUAUGCUAAUGUGUUUCAUCAAGUUGGAUAUUUUUUAAAUUAUGAUCCAUUAUUAGACUUAAAAUUAAUAAUUACAAAUAAUAGAACUAAAGACCCUUGCUGUUAUAAUACUCCAAAUGCAUCUAAAGUUGCUAUUAUUAUGAUAGAAAAUGGACAAGAAGCAAAACCAUUAAACAAAGAUAUUCCUAAUGAUGAAAAUCAAGAAAAUGAGUCAAAUAAAUGUGUUACAAUAAUGAAUUAUCUUUCAUAUAGGCUUCAAAUUGAUGCUCGCUAUGUUUCAGCAUCAGAAGCUUCAUGGAGAAUACUUCACUACAGAUUACAUAAUAAGAAGCCUGACAUUAUGCAAUUAUAUUUUCACCUUCCAGGUCAAUAUAGAGUAUUAUUCAGAGAUGAUGAGUCUUUGGAAGAUAUAGUUCAAUGUUCAGCUGUAGAAAAGACAACUCUUACAGCAUGGUUUCAGGCAAAUACAAUAUAUCUGAAAGCAAGAAACCUUACUUAUGCCAAUUUUCUAUCUCAAUGGACCUAUGAUAUAUGGGCAAAGAAAUGA
Molecule: messenger RNA, 1077 nt
Organism: Cetraspora pellucida
Lineage: Eukaryota; Fungi; Glomeromycota; Glomeromycetes; Diversisporales; Gigasporaceae
Source: the annotation of a GenBank genome assembly